Molecule: messenger RNA, 702 nt
Organism: Cladocopium goreaui
Lineage: Eukaryota; Dinophyceae; Suessiales; Symbiodiniaceae
Source: the annotation of a GenBank genome assembly
UUCGAUCAUCUUUGAUCCGAAAACACGUCUCCGAUCACGACUGAAUGGAGCCGCUCUUGACCAGCGAAUCCCCUGAAUCCCCUGGGUCGAGGCCCAAACAGCGGUGGUUCAUUGCACUUCUGCUGGUUUUCCUGGUGAUGCUGGGCGUGGCCCGCUGGGUAGAGGUAAGUGACAAGAAUGAUAGCGACCUGAGCGACGUGAAGGUGAUCAUGAAGAUGUAUACCAUGUUUGGUGAAGGAAAGUUUCAAGGAAGCUCUUACCCUGCUGCAGCUAGGGAGGUGGCUCUUGAAAGUGUGGUUUAUGAUGCGUCCUCAGAUGCAAUGCCACAUGUGUCGGGUGCCAGAGUCUAUCAUGGAAUUCAAGGUAUUUGUGACUUCGGCCAAUUUCUGUCAACCUUCAAGCAGCCAGACUAUCAUCUCACCAAGAUGUUGCAUGGGAAUGGCACUGUGAUUGUGAAGGAGGUUCUGACGCCAUCAGUGAUUGCCACCAAGAAAACGGCCCCGCAUCCCUUGGCGAAUUUAGUGGAAUAUGAGGUGAAAGACGGCAAGAUCGCUUCGAUGAAGGUCUUUUGGGGCGAGCCCCAUUUGUUCGACAGCCUCUUCGUGGCCGAUUAAUGCACUAGGCCACAACAGGCUCCCCGAUCCUUGGCCAAAGGAUGCUAUGGGACGGUCUCGAACGAAGCGAGCGAGAACAUGGAGAAAA